UUCAAGAACCUCAACAUCAGUAUUUAAAACUCCUAUGAUCAAAUCUCUCCCCCAUGACUUCUACGAUGUUUCCUAAAUAAUCCAGAGCCACAGCCAACCAUCUACGAAAUCCCCACUCACGUACCCAAUUUCUCCUCUUUUUCCUUCACCAAUUACAUUUCAAAUCCCCAUGAAUUCCACCCAACCCAACAAUUAAACAUGAAUCUUUAUCUUCUCGUCACUCUUUCAAUAUUCUUAAUCUCGUUGGUUUCGUCUCAAACACCCACCAAUUCGAUUUCUUGCCCGAUGAACUUCGACUACGUUGUUCGAAUCCCAUGGCCCACCGUCGACUGCCGCCACUCCGCCGACUCCACAAAAUCCCUUAGCAACUCCACCGGCUGCUGUCAAACGUUGCUUACCGUGUACGGCAUCAGUUUAGCUCAGCAUCUCAAAACGAGUUCCCAGUUUAAUCUCCCUGAUCUUGCAACAUCUUCGGCUUGUUUGUCUGAUUUUCAGACCAAACUUGACUCUCUUUCAUUACCCAACAAUCUUGCGUCGUUUUGUUUUAAUCCUGUUCAGUUUGUCAUUUCGUCAAACACCUGUGCUGCAAUUCAGAAUGUGGAAGAUUGGCACCGGAAAUUGGGGAAUAAUACGGUUCUGGAUUCGUCGUGUAGGAGUGAUCUUACUGAUCUUACUGCGUGUGCGGCUUGUAUUGAUGCGGGGUUACGGGUUCAUAGUGAAUUGAAUUCGAUUGAUGGUAACGCUUCUCAUUCGCAAGAUUGUUUUUAUUUUGCUGUUCUUUAUGCUGCUGGUGUUGCUAAUCAGUUUGGGCCUGAAAGUGAUGGUGCUGUGUCUUGUACUUUUGGGAUUACUGUUUUAACCAAAACCCAUAAAAAUAAGCAUUCAUCUUUGGUAUUCGGCUUGGCUGGUGGACUUGUGGCUGUUGUUGUGACAACUUUUUCUGUGGGAGCCUACUUUUGGUGGGAUAGGAGGAGGAAAAGGGAAAAGAUUGACGAAUCGCGUGUCGGUGAAUUCGAAUCGGGAAGGGUUAGGAGGCGGCCGAAUACGGGGUCUAUAUGGUUCAAGCUUCACGAGCUCGAAAAGGCGACUGAUAAUUUCUCGCAAAAGAAUUUUAUAGGUAGAGGCGGGUUUGGGGUCGUUUACAAGGGCGUGUUACCUGACGGAUCGGUUGUUGCGGUUAAGAAGAUUAUAGAAUCGGAGUUUGAAGGGAACGAUGAGUUCUGUAAUGAAGUUGAAAUUAUUAGCAAUUUAAGGCAUAGGAAUCUUGUUCCGCUAAAAGGGUGUUGUAUUCAUGGUGAAGAUGAGGGUUACGAGCGACGAGAUGAUCAAAGGUACCUUGUUUACGAGUACAUGUCGAAUGGGAAUCUUGAUGAUCAUUUGUUUCCAACGACGAGUCGGAGACCGCAGUUAACAUGGCCUCAAAGAAAGAACAUAAUUCUGGAUGUAGCAAAAGGUUUAGCAUAUCUUCACUAUGGAGUCAAACCGGCUAUAUAUCAUAGAGAUAUCAAGGCUACAAAUAUACUUCUAGACGCAAACAUGGGAGCUAGAGUGGCGGAUUUCGGGUUAGCCAAGCAAAGUAGGGAAGGUCAAUCUCAUCUCACUACUAGAGUAGCCGGGACCCAUGGGUACUUAGCCCCAGAAUACGCGCUUUACGGUCAACUGACUGAAAAAAGUGAUGUCUAUAGUUUUGGAGUCGUGAUUCUGGAGAUUAUGUGUGGGAGGAAAGCUCUUGACUUGUCUAGCGCAGAUUCCCCUCGCGGGUUCUUGAUUACUGAUUGGGCCUGGUCGCUUAUAAAAGAAGGGAAAAUCGGACAAGUAUUGGAUCCGUGUUUGUUGGACCAUGGCGCAGGUAAUGAGUCUACGAACCCUAAAGGGAUCAUGGAAAGAUUUGUGCUUGUGGGAAUUUUGUGUGCUCAUGUAAUGGUGGCUUUAAGGCCUACAAUUAUGGAUGCAUUGAAGAUGUUGGAAGGUGAUAUCGAAGUGCCUACGAUUCCCGAUAGGCCAACGCCGCUCGGCCACCCUACAUUCGCUGGAGAUGGUACUACUUUUAGCAUUUCACCGGUGUUGAGUGGGCUGCAAUUGCAAGCCAAUGACAUGCUUAGGUAGAUGAAUCAAGAAAUCUUUUAUCAACUAGAAUCUUCAAUCUUGUUGUGAUUUGUGUCUAAAUAGUUAAGUGUAACUUGGGGGAAAUUUUGGUUUGUUUAGGAGUUUAAUCGUUUGGUAGGUCAAAGAGAGUAAGAUUUGUUAAAAAGUGUGUUUUUUUGUUAGCCAUAAAUGGCUAUGGAAGUAACUCACGACUUGUAAAUUAUAUAUAUUUUUUUAUGAAUAAAUAUAAUAUAUUUUGUAGUU
This is a messenger RNA of Helianthus annuus (common sunflower), 2349 nucleotides long. Its product is annotated as probable receptor-like protein kinase At1g11050. Bases 199 to 2106 code for a protein of 635 amino acids. The transcript has a single exon. The record is from RefSeq and is a predicted model, not a curated record. Gene Ontology annotation, biological process: protein phosphorylation. Lineage: Eukaryota; Viridiplantae; Streptophyta; Magnoliopsida; Asterales; Asteraceae. Gene Ontology annotation, molecular function: ATP binding; protein kinase activity.